CCACUAACCGUGUAUAAUAAAAGAGCGAAAGUUUUGGAAGUUACUCAUUUGUCGGAUAGCGGUACCUCACGAAACACCCAGGUGUGAUUCAAGCCUACGGAAGUCGAAAUAGAAAUUAUCGAAAAAAGAAGCAGUGGUGAUAAAAGGGAAGAAUAAUUUUACAAUGAAUGAUAUACACGCGACUAGUCAACUGGACGAGAAGGAAGAUCUGAAGAACAAUGACGACAGCCAGAUACGAAAAUUUUACGCUGGAAAAUGCAUAUUUCUUACGGGGUGCAUCGGUUUUCUGGGCAGCGUUAUUUUAGAGAAAAUACUGCGCACCUGUGUCGACAUCGGCAAGGUCUACGUUAUGAUCAGGCCGAAAAAGGGUAUGUCGAUGGAAGACCGAGUAAAGGAACGUUUCAGAAAUGUUCUGUUCGACAAAGUGCACCAAUUGAAUCCAAACUUCGUGGAAAAAAUCGUACCGAUUUAUGGUGAUCUACAGAAAACCGACUUGGCUCUCUCACCUGAAGAUCGUCGAUGUUUGAUCGAGAAUGUUGAUAUAAUAAUUCAUAACGCGUCCCUGGUGUACUUCGAAGCAAAAGCGUCCCAUCUUUUGCGGGCGAAUGUGAUUGGAACGCAGAAGAUGCUCGAAUUAGCGACGGAAUGCCGUCAUUUAAAGGCGUUCGUGUACGUUUCAACCGCGUACUCUCAUCUUUACAACAAAGUGAUCGAAGAGAAAUUUUACCCACCUCCGGCUGAUGUAAAGCUAAUCGAACAGAUAAUACGAGCCGAUGAAGAGAAGGAAUUUGGAAUUAGCCAGAACAGGAUACACGAUAUCGUAGGACAAUGGACUAAUCUGUACACGUUCAGUAAAGCAACCACCGAAGGUUUGAUCGAGGAUUUCAGCAGAACAGCAUCUUUCCCUUGCAUAGUCUUCAGACCUUCUAUCGUUACACCGCCAUAUGAGGAACCGAUUCCAUCGUGGAUAGGAAACCAAAAUGGACCUAUAGCACUGACAAUAGGAAUCAGCCUAGGUAUCGUGCAUGUAGUAAACACGCAGGAAGAUAUGCUGCUUGACUUAAUACCUGCUGACAUGAUGACUAACGGUCUCCUGGCAUCAAUCUGGGAUUCUGUUCUCCACAGGAAAUCGAAAGAACCACAAGUGUAUAAUUAUGCAUCGUCCGACUGGAAUCCUAUCUCCUUCGGAUUAGCAAGAGCAGCAACUUUAAAAGGAACGUAUAAAUACCCAUCCCUUAAAAUGGUUUGGGCCAUCAGUGCAGUAUGGAGGGUAAUGAAAUUCUUCAGGAUUUUAUCGCACUUCAUAACUUCCAGUUGGAUCAUAAAAAGUGAUAAUCUAAAAGAUGUACAAACUCGUAUGAACGCUGCCGAUUUGAAAGAAUUUCCGUUUGAUUUAAACGUAGUGGACUGGUAUAGAUUAAUAGAGUCAGCUCUACUAGGUUUCCGACAAAUCUUAAAGGAUACACCAGAGUCAUUACCAGCUGCUAAGAGAAAGUAUCAGAGACUAAUGACAUUCCACUACAUUUUAUUAGUCACGUAA
This is a messenger RNA of Habropoda laboriosa, 1540 nucleotides long. Its product is annotated as fatty acyl-CoA reductase 1-like. The transcript has 6 exons. Gene Ontology annotation, biological process: long-chain fatty-acyl-CoA metabolic process. Gene Ontology annotation, molecular function: alcohol-forming very long-chain fatty acyl-CoA reductase (NADP+) activity. The record is from RefSeq and is a predicted model, not a curated record. Gene Ontology annotation, cellular component: peroxisome. Lineage: Eukaryota; Metazoa; Arthropoda; Insecta; Hymenoptera; Apidae. Bases 164 to 1540 code for a protein of 458 amino acids.